Messenger RNA from Melanotaenia boesemani (Boeseman's rainbowfish), 2413 nucleotides. Its product is annotated as leucine-rich repeat-containing protein 14. The transcript is spliced from 3 exons. NCBI's taxonomy places the organism in Eukaryota, Metazoa, Chordata, Actinopteri, Atheriniformes, Melanotaeniidae. The record is from RefSeq and is a predicted model, not a curated record. Gene Ontology annotation, cellular component: cytoplasm. Bases 298 to 1977 code for a protein of 559 amino acids.
UCCUGCAGCUAGCAAACAUGAUGGUCAGCUUCCUAAUAUUAAUUCGCUAAAUAGGUUUCAGUCGUAGCAGCAUAUGUUACAGCUGUUAUUUUCAUUAGCCAACAAAUAGUACUAUAAAAUCUUUUUCGGUGCUUUACAAGACUGCAUCAAAUUGCUGUCGUAAAGCUAAUAUUAGUGUAGAGCUACUUCAGUUUACUUAGCUAAGUAUUGAAUGUGUUAGAGCUGCCCCACGAGCUCUCUAUACUUUGAGGGGUUUUUUUGUUUGUUUGUUUUUUGUUUUACCUCAGAGCUGACGUGAUGUUUUCCUUAGUGAGCCUUUGUGCCAGAGAGGUGGUUAGUGACCACAGCUCGUCGCCCAGCUGGCUCAGGUGGGUGCCCAGAGAGCUGUACAGACCGCUGCUCGAGGCCGCCUUCUCCAGCUGUAGACCACUGGCUGUGGGUGAACUGGUUCAGCGAUGGCCGGAACGCACCCUUAGAGUCGGAGGACAGGGGAAACGGGGACAAACUGCUCCUAAUCGACUCUGUAUCCAGGCUUUGUUACUUGCAGUUGUCAGAGGAUUGGCUGAUCAAAGGUGUGCCCUACAAGUGCUGGACCUCUGUGGACUGCAGGGAGAUGAGGGGAGAGUGGGGGACUCAAUGGGAGGCUGGUCUCUUACUGUAGCUCUCUGCACCAUGGUCGUUCAGGCCAGACAUGGCUCACGGAGGGCACAAAGGAAAGAUGGAGACCGGGAGAGGAAACGAUUUUCAGCUAUUGAAAGAGACAAAUGUAUGAAGAGAGAGAAGGGAUGGAGGAAGGGGCUAAAGGAACUGAAAAGUGAUGAGAUGUGCAAUAACAGGGAGAGUACUGGACCUUCAGGUUCUGUAAAUGAAGAGAAGCUGAUUAAGGGAGUCAGGAGGAGAAUGGAGGUAGAGAAGAAAAGAGGGAUUGCAGCAACAUGGUUAGAUGGCAGUAAAAGAGAAACAGAAGAAAAUGUGGUAGACAGUGAUGUGUUGGUGUAUGUGAGAGCUGAUCUGUUCGUCAAUGCCCGAUCUUGGGAGCGUGUUCGUGUGGCUCUGAGCACAUCAGGACCCCUGAAGAUACAGUGCAGAUACCUGCGCGUGGAAGAGAUUUCAGUGUCCAGUAUCAGGAACCUCUUGGACCUGCUUCCAAGCAGGAGUCUUCUGGGUAUUGACAUUCGCUACAGCAGCCUUGGGGUGGCUGGGUUUGCUGAAUUGUUGCCACUACUCUCCACCUUCCCUGCUCUGAACUCCAUCCGCCUGCAUUACUGUAACCUGGACUUUCGCAGAGACUACCUAGGCCAGGAUGAGGCGCUGAGGGAGCUGUCACAGGGGCUGGCAUGCUUGCAAGAAUUGCGGCGACUCAGCCUCACUGCUCUGCGGUUGCCUGGACAGUUGCGCGUGUUGCUCAGUUCACUCCCUCAGCCUCUAGAGAUCCUGGAGCUGCCCUAUUUGAGCCUAAGUCCAGCUGAUCUUGCCUAUCUUUCCUGCAGCCAUCACGCCUCUACUCUGCAGCAGUUAGAUCUAAGUGAAAACCGUUUCGAUGACAACACCCUGCCCUCCAUUCGUCGCCUCCUCUCUCAGGCUUCCAGCAGCCUGCAGCACCUUUCUCUAAGUGGCUGUGGUUUGACUGAUGGCCUGCUGGGGCUCUUGCUGCCCACACUGGGGGGCUGUUGGGCCCUCAAGACCUUGGCUUUGGCACUGAACCCGCUCUCUAUGGUGGGCCUCAUGGACUUGGUGCGGAUGGCUGUUAGAAUGCCUUCCCUACGACAGUUACUCUACCCAACCCCCCUUGAGGACUACCAGCCUGGCCUCCCUGACCUGCCCUCCAGUGCUCAGCUGUUGGAUUGGCCUCUGGAUGAAGCCACGGACAUCAAUAUAACCAGCGGCCAGCUCAAAAGGGUGCUGAUAGACAGUGGACGCUCAGACCUCUUCCUGACCUGUGACCUGCUCAAUUAUGAUAAAGACUUAGUGGACUAGAGCGGAGGUCAGGGGUGCUUUUUUGUUCACUCAUCGAUGUAGCAGAGCAGAUAAACCUGACAAUCAAACUGCCACAUGAAAGAUGACUUUUUAUUUAUACUUUUUAAGCUGUUGUGCCGUUUGUCUUAAUUUGAGCAAUAAGGUUAAUCUAAAGAGGUGACACUGAAAGUGCAUUUGGCUUUUAAAUCAAUGUGUGUUGCUGUUGGCAACAGGAAAAUGAUGUAUAAAAUGGUUACUCGAACAGUAUAAAUAGGCAGGUGGUCUAGUUACACAUGAAUGGUAGGAAGUGAUAAAUUAACAUUCAAUCAGAGUAUGCUGCACUAAUUUAUUUAAGUUACUUUCUGACUAUUAAUGUAAGUGCAUCAUAUGAAUUGUUGCACAUUUUUUUAAACCACAAAUUGAUCAGAGCUACUGGAUCAGAUCAACAGAAUGGUUU